Molecule: messenger RNA, 1925 nt
Organism: Chelonoidis abingdonii (Abingdon island giant tortoise)
Lineage: Eukaryota; Metazoa; Chordata; Testudines; Testudinidae
Gene: FRZB
Product: frizzled related protein
Biological process (GO): non-canonical Wnt signaling pathway; canonical Wnt signaling pathway
Cellular component (GO): cytoplasm
Molecular function (GO): Wnt-protein binding
Source: RefSeq, a predicted model, not a curated record
GCUCAGACAGAGCCCGCAUUGCAAAGCCGGCCCGUCCCUCCAGCCUGCGGAGCGGGGCCUGGCGAGUCCCAACCGCUUCUCCGCCCUGGCCAAACUUUGCCGGGGCUGCGCCCACGGGCCCUCCCUCGUGCUCGGCGCCGCCAGGAGCGGGGCGCACCCAGGCAGCUCCCCUCGACCCCCCCCCCGCCGCUUGCUCCGAUCCCGCCGCGACCCCUAGCGCCUGCCCGGGGCAGCUGGGCAGCCGGAGCCGCUGUGGCUAGGGGCAGGGAGCGAAGAGGCGGCUCUGCCAGGUCCGGGGAGAGCGCGUGUGAGGUCCCGACCCCCGAGCCCGGCGGGACCAUGUUGUGUUGCGGCUCCGCCGCGCUCCUCUUGGCCCUGGCCGGGCUCUCCCUGAGCAGGGUGCCCGGGGCCCAGGGCGCCGCCUGCGAGCCGGUCCGCAUCCCCCUGUGCAAGUCCCUGCCCUGGAACAUGACCAAGAUGCCCAACCACCUGCACCACAGCACCCAGGCCAACGCCAUCCUGGCCAUCGAGCAGUUCGAGGGGCUGCUGGGCACCCACUGCAGCCCCGACCUGCUCUUCUUCCUCUGCGCCAUGUACGCGCCCAUCUGCACCAUCGACUUCCAGCACGAGCCCAUCAAGCCCUGCAAGUCGGUGUGCGAGCGGGCCCGGGCCGGCUGCGAGCCCGUCCUCAUCAAGUACCGCCACGCCUGGCCCGAGAGCCUGGCCUGCGACGAGCUGCCAGUCUACGACCGCGGCGUCUGCAUCUCCCCAGAGGCCAUCGUGACCGCAGAAGGCGCCGAUUUCCCUAUGGAUUCUAAUAAUGGCAACUGUAGAGGCUCCGGCAAUGAGCGUUGCAAAUGUAAACCUAUUAAAGCUACCCAGAAGACCUAUCUUCGGAACAAUUAUAACUAUGUCAUUCGGGCUAAAGUAAAGGAGGUGAAAACUAAAUGUCAUGAUGUCACCGCAGUUGUUGAAGUAAAGGAGAUACUAAAAUCUUCCUUGGUGAAUAUUCCUAAGGACACUGUUAACCUUUACACAAACUCUGGCUGUCUAUGCCCACCGCUUAGUGCCAAUGAAGAAUACAUUAUAAUGGGCUAUGAAGAUGAGGAACGCUCCAGGUUACUCUUGGUAGAAGGCUCCAUAGCUGAGAAGUGGAAGGAUCGUCUUGGUAAAAAAGUAAAGCGCUGGGAUCAGAAACUUCGUCACCCUGGAAAGGGCAAAAAUGAGCCUGGACAAAGUGAUUCUGCUCAAAAGUCUGGCAAGAACAGUAAUCCUCGACAAACACGCAACUAAAUGUGAAAAGCUAUGUAAAAAUCAAUGGACUAUAUAUUAAGACUUGCAUUGUUGGAGCAGCAAGGGAGAAAUUGCACUAUUGCACGUUAUAUUCUAUUGUUUACUACAAAAUCAUGUUGUAGCUAAUUAGUUAUUUUCCCCUCAUUUACUGCCUUUUUUUGGGGGGGGGGGGGUGUAAAUCCUGAAAAUUUAUAUAUAUCAUCUCAGUAAUAACUGCAGAAAACUGCCCUUAUGAGGUAAAAAUAGGAGGACACAUUUACUGAAGUUAAGACAAGGUGGUGGUUUUAUCAGUGGGGCCAUGUUGCUUAGAGAAAGACUUCAACAUAGGAAUGGAAUCUAGCCAGACCAGGACCUUUUAAAAAAAAAAAAAAAAGUGACUUUAACCCAGCUUCUCUGCUCCUGUCCCUUUUUCUCACAUGCUUGAUCAUGGCUGCAGCAACUGGGUUAUUUUAAUGUAUAAGUUUUAAUCUGAAAUAUAAUGGCCAUAUCUACACAUAAAUUAAGAAUUAUAUAGCACUUCUUGAAAGACACUGAGGAGCAAAAUUAAUUGUUAGCAGCAGCCAAGUGGUAAGGGAAAUUUUGACUGAUGAAAAUCGGUUUAAAUAUUUAGCUCUGCAGUUAUCUAACAAAAA